Messenger RNA from Psilocybe cubensis, 1410 nucleotides. RefSeq lists its product as uncharacterized. The record is from RefSeq and is a predicted model, not a curated record. The transcript has a single exon. The coding region runs from base 1 to 1410 and encodes 469 amino acids. Lineage: Eukaryota; Fungi; Basidiomycota; Agaricomycetes; Agaricales; Agrocybaceae.
AUGGCUCCUCGUACUCUCAUCUCAAAGAUACCAAUCUGGCUUCUCAUAUCUACCCAUGCGCACUAUGUAUUAUCUCUGGCUGUUCCUGCCGUUACCCCGAGUCCAAGUUACUUUUCAGUCAGCAAGAGGGCUGACACCAGCAUAGCCACGCGCUACGGAAUUCCUGGUCCUUUUGAAUCCUCUGGUCCAGAUGAUGUUGUAAACGAUUCCGAUCUUGCUCGUAUAUCUGAAGUUUUUAUGGCGAUUGCUCAACUCCCAGAUGGAUCUCUGUCUUCUGUCGAUUCCUCCGUUGCGCCCACUCCUACCCCUACGAACCCUCUUCCAUCAAGUACAGUGUAUCCGGAAUCACCACCACUUCGUGGGCCAGGGCUUGUUGUUCUUUCUCAACCAUUCCCUGCAAUUGGAUCUUCUACGCCGGUACCUACUGCUGCGUCAAGUACGACGUCUUUACCUGCAUCUAAUAGGACCGCCAGUCCCACUAAGCGAGUGGUCAUCUUGGGAUCUGUCAUUGGAAGCAUUUUACUCUUCACACUGUGCUUAUUCUUUAUUCUCGAUCCCGCUAUUACUGGACGGUUGUUCCAACUUUGUCAUUCCCGUCGACGUUCCGCAAGUAGAGUGAAGGAGAAUAAAGAUGCUGUAUCAUCUGAGGAUAAGUGGGUGCCUGUUGCCCCUCUCACGAACGCAGUGCCUCUGCAAAGCGAUCGACAAACCACCCAGUGUAUCAGGAAUGAAGGGGACUUGUUCACCGAGACCGCUGCUCCCUCACCUCCUUCUAAAUUUUCUAUGUGUUCCUCAGAGUAUUCGGAGCCCAACCGUAUAUCUGCCCUGUCGUCGAACUCUGCAUAUACGUCCACUCCAAGCAGACCUACUGUAAGCUUUGUGUCUGGGCCAACACCCACCCGUCCGCCUCGUCCGCCCACCGCAGAUAGCCCAGCACUUACAGACUCAGUUUAUCUCGCAUGUUCCGACCAGCCAUACGUAAUUGUUGCUCCACAGAGUCUCACCGAGGCGGAAUUGAAUUCCAAUGCACCCUCGAAACCGCCACGUCGCAUGCUGACUCCCAGCGAAUUCUUUGCUCUUCACGUUCCAGGGAUUCUCAGUGGAUUUGGCUCCUCGGGGGGAGCCCCGUCAAAGAAACAAGAACGGAGCUCCACGUGCGAGAGUCAUCUCUCCAGUGCUACAAAGCGAGAAUCGUUUCAUUCACGGACCAAGAGCGCCCCUUUACUAGGGAAUGUGACGAUCAGUGAGAGGGGUUCUACCUCUAACACCGAGCUGGAGUUCAGUAUUGAAGGUGUUCGCGAAGAGAGCAUGAUACAACGCAUUUCGAAACAUCGUAGAAGCCGAUCGGCCUCUGGUUGGGCGUAUCCAGAUCGCUCUAUCCCAAAGAAGCAGCGCAAAGAGAAAGUAUAG